This is a messenger RNA of Oncorhynchus keta (chum salmon), 6406 nucleotides long. RefSeq names its product prickle-like protein 2. NCBI's taxonomy places the organism in Eukaryota, Metazoa, Chordata, Actinopteri, Salmoniformes, Salmonidae. The transcript has 9 exons. The record is from RefSeq and is a predicted model, not a curated record. Bases 3533 to 6244 code for a protein of 903 amino acids. Gene Ontology annotation, molecular function: zinc ion binding.
GAGAAUACACUAAGUUGACUGUGCCUUUAAAUGGCAUGGGACAUUCCAGAAAAUUAUGUCAUGGCUUUAGAAGCUUCUGAAAGUCUAAUUGACAUAAUUUGAGUCAAUUUGAGGUGUACCUGUGGAUGCAUUUUAAGGCCUACCUUCCAACUCAGUGCCUCUUUACUUGACAUCAUGGGAAAAUCAAAAGAAAUCAGCCAUGUCCUCAGAACAAAAUGGUAGACCUCCACAAGUCUGGUUCAUCAUUGGGAUUCAUUUACAAACGCCUGAAGGUACCACAUUCAUCUGUACAAACAAUAGUACGUACUUUGGUGCAAAAAGUGCAAAUCAAUCCCAGAACAACAGCAAAGGACCUUGUCAAGAUGCUGGAGGAAACAGGUACAAAGUAUCAAUAUCCACAGUAAAUCGAGUCCUAUAUUGACAUAACCUGAAAGGCCACUCAGCAAGGAAGAAGCCACCGCUCCAAAACCACCAUAAAAAGCCAGACUACGGUUUGCAAAUGCACAUGGGGACAAAGAUGGAACUUUUUGGAGAAAUGUCCUCUGGUCUGAUGAAACAAAAAUAGAACUGUUUGGCCAUAAUGACCAUUGUUAUGUUUGGAGGAAAAAGGGGGAUGCUUGCAACCCGAAGAACACCAUCCCAACCGUGAAGCACGGGGGUGGCAGCAUCAUGUUGUGGGGGUGCUUUGCUGCAAGAGGGACUGGUGCACAUCACAAAAUAGAUGGCAUCAUGAGAUGGAAAUUUAUGUGGAUAUAUUGAAGCAACAUCAGACAUCAGUCAGGAAGUAAACAUUUGGUCACAAAUGGGUCUUCCAAAUGGAAAAUGACCCCAAGCAUACUUCCAAAGUUUUGGCAAAAUGGCUUAAGGACAACAAAGUCAAGGUAUUCGAGUCGACAUCACAAAGCCCUGACCUCAAUCCUAUAGACAAUUUGCAGGCGCAACUGAAAAAGCGUGUGCGAGCAAGGAGGCCUACAAACCUGACUCAAUUACACCAGCUCCGUCAGAAAGAAGGGGCCAAAAUUCACCCAACUUAUUGUGGGAAGUCUACCCGAAAUGUUUGACUCAAGUUAACCAAUUUAAAGGCAAUGGUACCAAAUACUAAUUGAGUGUAUGUAAACUUCUGACCCACUGGGAAUGUGAUAAAAUAAAUAAAAGCUGAAAUAAGUAAUUCUCUCUACUAUUAUUCUGACAGUAGGUACAGUUGAAGUCAGAAGUUCACAUGCACCUUAGCCAAAUACAUUUUAACUCAGUUUUUCUCAAUUCCUGACAUUUAAUCCUAGUUAAAAUUCCCUGUCUUAGGUCAGUUAGGAUCACCACUUUAUUUUAAGAAUGUGAAAUGUCAGAAUACUAGAAGAGAGAAUGACUUAUUUCAUCUUUUAUUUCCUUCAGUACAUUCCCAGUAAUGCAAAGAGGCACUGAGUUUGAAGGUAGGCCUUGAAAUUCAUGGAGGUACACCUCCAAUUGACUCAAAUUAUGUCAAUUAGACUAUCAGAAGCUUCUAAAGCCGGGAUAUAAUUUUCUGGAAUUUUCCAAGCUGUUUAAAGGCACAGUCAACUUAGUGUAUGUAAACUUCUGACCCACUGGAAUUGUGAUACAGUGAAUUAUAAGUGAAAUAAUCUGUCUGUAAACAAUUGUUGGAAAAAUUACUUGUGUCAUGCACAAAGUAGAUUUCCUAACCGACUUGCCAAAACUAUAGAUUGUUAUCGAGAAAUUUGUGGAGUGGUUGAAAAAUCAGUUUUAGUGACUCCAACCUAAGUGUAUGUAAACUUCCCACUUCAACUGUAUAUUUGAAACCAAAUACUUUCCGACUUUUACUCAAGUAGUAUUUUACUGGAUGUCUUUCACUUUUACUUUAGUCAUUUUCUACUCAGGUAUCUUUACUUGUACUCAAGCAUGGGAAUUGGGUACUUUUUCCUUUUUCCACAAGCAGUGCUAGCUCCCUUAACAUUGCAGUGCUAAUUUCAAUAUGAUAAUAAUCAGAAGUCAAUCAAAAAUAAGAAGUAAUUAGAAGAAGGUGGUAAACUGAUAUGUACACUAUAGUACAGUAUAGAUAAUGAACAACAGAAUAUACAGUAUAGAUAAUGAACAAUGGGAUAUACAGAAUAUAUAAUGAAUGUGCUAUGUCAAGUUUGACAGUAUUUAAAAACAUAAAGUGGGUAGUGUCUUGGUCAUGCAGUUAAAUACAUAGUAUAUAAUAGAACAGCAGUGUUAGCUGUGUGUGUGUGUGCGUGUGUGUAAGGGUUGGAUGUGUGAAGAAUGCUGCUAACAUGCUGAGCCCAACGCCCGCUUCGAGUGCAAAAUAAAUGUACACAUACAUGUUAUUCAUUGCACCCACACUGCUCACACGUGUCAACGGGCGUAUCCAGGCUCUAAAAUAGAACUAAAUAGAACGCGGACGCAAGCGCACGAGCGGUAUGGUCAGCAUGUUAGGAGCAUGUUUUUUUUGUUGAUGUGCAAGUAGUCUCUAAGGUGCAGGUUUGAGCAGGUAGACAGCUUCGGUUAGUUGUUCAACAGUCUAAUGGCCUGGUGGUAGAAGCUUUCUUGGAGCCUGUUGGUCCGAGACCCAAUGCUCCGAUACCAUUUGCCAGAUGAUAACAUAAUGAGCAGUCCGUGGUUUGGGUGACCGGCAUACUUGAAGAUCUUCCUUGCCUUCCUCAGACACGGCUUGGUGUAAAUGCAGCCAGGUCACCUGUGAUAAAAGUCAGUAUUCGACAUCCAUCCAUGUCCGAGGAUGUCGCGAGAUGAAGUGGAAACCGUCCACUAGGGGCAUCUGCCUCUGGUGUCAAACAUUGCAUAUUCUAAUCCAGCGAUGGAAAGUUGUUUUUGAAAUGUUUGUUUUAAGCCUAUCCCAAACCUUAACCCUUACCAUAACCUUUUCACGUGUGAGUUCCAAAUAACGGUCGCCCCAGCGUGAGUUGUUUUAUGCACAUGAUGUCAAAAUACACUCACUGUUCCAAAAUGUGAUUGUUACGCAACAGGACAGUUAACGUGCGCUGCCUGAAAAUUAUCUAUCGGCUAUGUUUCAUCUUGUCAAUUUUCCCAAAAAUUCUAACAAGUUGUUUUUUCUAACAACAGUUUGAAUUGAGGUGUGUUCCACCUCCUCAUUAAUUCACAAAUAAGUAGCCCAUUUAAGUGUUGCAAAAAAAAUGUAUGUUUGAGGCUUUACUGAGCUGGACAACCUUCCCUCUUCGAGGAGAGCCCUUCCCGAAGUAUGCAGACAUAUAAACAGUCUUGCUGGAACUGGCCCAUUUUCUGGCCGGUGCUCGCAUUUUUGCAUUGAUAUUAUUCUUACAAAUAAUAACUUUGGACAUGUUUACUUAACGACGCAAGUCAGUUAAGAACAAAUUCUUAUUUACAUUGACAGCCUGCCCAGGCAAAAUCCUAACCUUGCCAUUUGUGAUCGAACCAGGGUCUGUAGUGACGCCUCGAGCACUGAGAUGCAGUGCCUUAGACCGCUGCGCCACUCAGGAUCCCAAAAAAUAAGACCUGUGUCUACUCUAAGUGUCCCAGUGAGGAGCAUGUGGUGAGGGCCAUGUCUCUGGCGAUGGAGAAGAGUGUCACUAAGUUGAUGUAUGACUUCCAGGGGAACUCUACCUCUGACGACGACUCAGGCUGCGCACUGGAGGAAUACGCCUGGGUGCCCCCUGGUCUCAGCCCUGAGCAGGUGCAUCAGUACUACGGUUCUCUACCUGAGGACAGGGUGCCGUAUGUGAACAGCCCAGGAGAGAAGCACCGCAUCAAACAGCUAAUUCACCAGCUGCCCCCGCACGACAACGAGGUCCGAUACUGCAACACACUGGACGACGAGGAGAAGAGGGAGCUCAAGCUCUUCAGUAACCAGAGAAAGAGGGACAACCUGGGAAGAGGCAAUGUCCGCCCCUUCCCCUUGUCCAUCAGUGGGGCCAUCUGUGAACAGUGUGGGGGCCAGAUAAAUGGACGGGACAUUGUGGUGUUUGCAUCGCGGGCAGGCCACGGCCUGGUGUGGCACCCUCACUGCUUCGUUUGCUGCAUGUGUGAGGAGCUCCUGGUGGACCUCAUCUACUUCCACCAAGAAGGGAAGAUCUACUGCGGCCGGCACCAUGCAGAGAGGCUCAAACCCCGCUGCUGUGCCUGUGAUGAGAUUAUCUUUGCUGAUGAGUGUACGGAGGCGGAGGGCAGGCAUUGGCACAUGAAACACUUCUGCUGCUAUGAGUGUGAGGCUCCGCUGGGCGGCCAGCGUUACAUCAUGAAGGAUGGACACCCACACUGUUGCAACUGCUUUGAGUCCCUCUACGCAGAGUACUGUGACGCCUGCGGUGAACACAUAGGCAUUGACCAGGGCCAAAUGACAUAUGACGGGCAGCACUGGCAUGCCACAGAGGAGUGUUUCUGCUGUGCCCGCUGUAAGCGCUCCCUCCUGGGGCGCCCCUUUCUGCCCAAACAGGGACAGAUCUACUGCUCACGCUCCUGCAGCGCCGGACAGGACCCAGAUGAAUCUGACUCCUCGGACUCGGCCUUCCAGAGUGCCCGCUCCCGUGAGUCCCGCCACAGCACCAAGAUCAUAAAACAGGAUCACCGAAAUACCGAGAAGGAGCGUCGCCAGCCAGCGCCCAUGCCUGACCGUCUGUCUGUCGAGGUGGACCCCCUGUCUAUCCAUAUGGACCGUCUGAGCCUUGGCUCCAUCCAGACACCCAGCCGAACCCCCAGUCGCACCCCAAGCCGCACCCCUAGUCUCAACCAGGUGUGGAUGAGCCGGGACGAACCUUACCCCCCAGCAUACGAGGCAGCCUAUGAGGGCUCCCCGCGGGACCCCUCUCCAACCCCCACGCCCCUGCUCCUGGGCCCGUGUAACCCCAGGCAGGGCUACAGCCCCAGCCCCAAACUCCACCCCCCAACCCAGAGCUCUGGCAACCCAGGGAAGAGGCCUGAGUCCUGGGUUAAAGAGCAGGGCAACACCAAGCGGACGCCCAUGGCGGCAUUGAGGGGCCAAUCCUUCCAGGAUAACUGGAUCCACCACAGCCAGGACGAGUUCCGGCCACCCAAGCUGAGGACCCAGAUGAGUUUUAACGAGGUGUCCAGCCAAGGCCAGGGCUUCUCAGACAAGAGGAGCAUCAGCAUGCAUGGCUUCCAGAGGGACAGCAGGCCCCCCCUGACCAGGAACGCCAUGAGCAACGGCAUUAGCUUCACAGAGCCCCUCACCCCUCUGGAACAAACCCCCCGAGGAUCCAUGGAGUCUCUGGCCCUGUCCAACGCUACAGGUAACUCUCUGGAUGGAGUCAAUAAGCGUCAGGAGCACCUGUCCAGGUUCUCCAUGCCAGACCUUAGUAAGGAUUCUGGGAUGAAUGUGUCUGAGAAGAGCAACAUGGGGACACUGGGUUCCCCUGUCCAGUUCCGCAGCUCUGAGUCCCUGACCUCCUCUCGGCCGUACAGGAACCUGAAUGCGCCCAUGCAGGUGGGGUACCCCCUGGGGUACUGGGACGCCCCCCAGCCUCUGGCCUUUGAGGGUAAAGGUCGUGUGGCCCUGAUGGGGAGUAGUGGCAACCUCCGCAUGCCCCCCAUGAUUGAGAGGACACCUCGUCGUCGGCCCAAUGAGCCAGAGCCCAUACGGCAACAACAACUACCAACGCAACCACGGCGACGGAAACACCGCGGCAACGGUAAUGAUGGAAACGGCAACCACCGCAACAGCGGUCGCCACCACCGCCGCUCUCGACGCUCACGCUCUGACAACGCCCUCCACCUGGCUGCCGACCGGGCAAAUCACAUGAUGGAACCACCACACCGUCGCAUUCAGGAGGACUACGACCGUUUCCCCGCCGGCCGCACCGCCCGGGACCUGUUUGGGGUUGGGGGCAUGGGUGGUUACAGACAACAGCCUUAUAGACCCUGCCCUCGCACCACCUCAGAUCUCACCCUGCACAAUGCAGCGGGGGGCGGGGGGAUUCAGCCGCUGGGCCUGGGGGGGCCAUACUGUGGUGGAGAGGGGUACGGGGAGGGGGCAGACCCCUGGUGCUCCAGCUGCUCCUCGUCCUCUGAGUCUGAAGAAGAUGAGGGUUACUUCCUGGGUGAGCCCAUCCCCAGACCUAUCCAGCUACGCUACCUCAACAAUGAGGAGCUGCGCCACAGAUACAGCCCUACAGGAGUGGGAGGGAUGGGGGGCCAUGGACCCAUACAUGGACCCCUACAUGGAGGAAACCACGGGCAGCUGCACGGACAGCUACAAAUGCGCCAGAGGAGGAAGAGCAAGAACUGCACCAUCUCAUAGAGAGUGAAAGGGAAAAAGAGAGAGAAAGGGAGUGGGAGGGAGACAGAGAAAAAUUAAGUGAGAGAGAGAGUAUGUGAAAGAGUGUAUGUGUAUGUGUCAGAGAGAGAGAGAGACAUAUAUAUUUGAUGUGUGUAAGUUAUACAACUGGCUCUGUGCGCAGGG